AUGGCACCUAUGAACAAGAGACGUCAAAAUUCAAAUGUGUUUGCCAUGUUCGAUAAAGCACAAGUCAUGGAAUUUAAGGAUGCAUUCAGUAUUAUGGACACAAACAGCGAUGGAUUGGUGGACAUUAAUGAUUUGAAAGUGACAUUUGAAAGAUUAGGUCAACCUGCUACAAAUGAAGAGAUUGAAUUGAUGAUGGGAGAUGCAACAGGCCCCAUUAAUUUCACCGUCUUUUUGACACUGAUGGCCGAUAAGCUAGCAGAUACAGAUCCUGAAAACACCAUCCUCAAGGCAUUUUCUGCCUUUGAUGAUAAUAGAAACGGAAAGAUCAAUGCGGACUAUUUGCGAGAAUGUAUGACAACUAUGGGCGAUAGGUUUACAGAUGAAGAGGUCGACAUUAUGUUCAAAGGCUCUGUCGUAGAUGAAGACGGCAACUUUAAUUAUAGGGAUUUUGUUCGUAUCCUGAAACAUGGAGAGUAA
Messenger RNA from Mucor velutinosus, 477 nucleotides. RefSeq lists its product as uncharacterized. NCBI's taxonomy places the organism in Eukaryota, Fungi, Mucoromycota, Mucoromycetes, Mucorales, Mucoraceae. Gene Ontology annotation, cellular component: myosin II complex; cytoplasm. Gene Ontology annotation, molecular function: calcium ion binding; myosin heavy chain binding. The transcript is spliced from 4 exons. The record is from RefSeq and is a predicted model, not a curated record. The coding region runs from base 1 to 477 and encodes 158 amino acids.